AGGAGCCGCCGCAGCCCGGACCUCCUCUCGGCGCUUCUCCCACUUCGAGCAGCAGCCGGUGGCUCCGCGGAGGAGGCAGGCAGGGAGAUGUCCUCCCCGCAGGUCUCCUCGUCCCGCAGACAGUCAUGCUACCUGUGCGACCUGCCCCGGAUGCCCUGGGCCAUGAUCUGGGACUUCACCGAGCCCGUGUGCCGGGGCUGCGUCAACUACGAGGGCGCGGACCGGAUCGAGUUCGUCAUCGAGACGGCGCGACACCUGAAGCGGGCUCACGGCUUCCAGGAGGGCCGGUCCGCGGCGGGAGGACCGCAGCAGCAGCAGCAGCAGCAGCAGCAGCAGCAGCAGCAGCAGCCCGCCGCGGCCAAGAGCCAGGCGGUGCUGCUGAGCGGGAAGGAGCCGGUGGGGCCGCUGAACCACCACCACCACCCGGCGGACGGACCGGGGAAGUCUCAGCAGCCCGCUCUGGACCGGUACUCGCUGGGAGCGGACAGCCGGGCUCGGUUCGACUACAGCGGCCACAGCAGCAGCAGCAGGCUGCCCAACGGGCUCGGAGGACCGAACGGCUUUAAGGACGACGGACCGCCGGAGCUCAACCGGCAGAGCCCGAACUCCCGGAGCCGGAGCCACGGGGGGCUGGUAUCGGCUCCGGGCCAGAUGAAUGUACCGCCGAACCUGCUGCCGCAGACCCUGCUGAACGGACCGGGCCCGCACAUGGCCGGCAGAGCGCCGCCGCAGAGCUCCAUGGUCGGCGUGCUGAGCGGGCAGGUCGGGCUGGCGGAGCCCGGAGGGAAGCGGCCCGCCUCGGUGUCCAGCACCGACCAGGAGCGGGAGCUGAAGGAGAAGCAGCGCAACGCGGAGGCUCUGGCCGAGCUGAGCGAGAGCCUCCGGAACCGGCAGGAGGAGUGGACCAGCAAGCCGAAGGCGGUGCGCGACACGCUGGUCGCCCUGUCCGGCUGCACGCCGUUCGACGUCCGCUUCAAGAAGGACCACGGGCUGGUGGGCCGCGUGUUCGCCUUCGACGCGGUGUCCAAGCCCGGGAUGGACUACGAGCUGAAGAUCUUCAUCGAGUAUCCGAGCGGCUCCGGGAACGUGUUCUCCAGCGCCUCCGGGGUGGCCAAGCAGAUGUACCAGGACUGCAUGAAGGACUUCGGCCGGGGCCUGUCCUCCGGCUUCAAGUACCUGGAGUACGAGAAGAAGCACGGCUCCGGGGACUGGCGGCUGCUCGGGGAUUUACUGCCGGAGUCGCUGCGCUUCUUCAAGGAGGGCGUGGGGGGAGACAUGCUGCCGCAGCCCUACAUCGACGGCAGCUACCCGCUGCUGCCCACCUCCCUGGUGCUGCCCGGCCGGGCUCUGGCGUCGGGCAGCGGCAGCAGCGGCUCCAGGGCGGCGGUGAGAAAGAGGAAGGCGUCCCCGGAGCCGGACUCGGCGGACGGCGGGCUGAAGCUGACGGAGGAGCAGCAGCGGCAGCAGUGGAUCAACAGCCAGACCGAAGCCCUGAAGCUGUCCAUGGCUGCGGGCUCCUUCGCCGGGCCGCCGCCCCCGCUGGGCCCGGGACACCCCGGGCUCCCCCCCGGCCUCCCCUCCGGCCGCGCCACACCCCCGGAGCCCGCCGCGCCCCCGCAGAACGGACAGUCCCCGAUGGCCGCGCUCAUGUCGGUCGCUGACACGCUCGGGAACGCGCACUCGCCCAACAAGGACCGGGACUCGGUCCACUCCACCACGUCCUCCUCCAGACACAACAGCAGCAGCCCGGUGUCCCCCGCGUCCGUGUCCGGGCAGCGGCGCCUCUCGUCCCGCAACGGGGACCUCGGGCUGCCGGCGCCGUCGCAGUCCUCGGGAGGCAUGGACCAGGUGCACGCCCAGAACGUGCCCGACUCCCCGAUGGCCAACAGCGGGCCUCUGUGCUGCACGAUCUGCCACGAACGCUUGGAGGACACCCACUUCGUGCAGUGUCCGUCCGUCCCCGGCCACAAGUUCUGCUUCCCCUGCUCCAGAGAGAGCAUUAAGGCCCAGGGAGCCUCCGGAGAGGUGUACUGCCCCAGCGGGGAGAAGUGCCCGCUGGUGGGCUCCAACGUGCCCUGGGCCUUCAUGCAGGGGGAGAUAGCCACCAUCCUGGCCGGAGACGUGAAGGUAAAGAAGGAGAGAGACCCGUGA
Stegastes partitus (bicolor damselfish) is the source of this 2151-nucleotide messenger RNA. RefSeq names its product interferon regulatory factor 2 binding protein-like (gene irf2bpl). The coding region runs from base 88 to 2151 and encodes 687 amino acids. Gene Ontology annotation, cellular component: nucleus. The record is from RefSeq and is a predicted model, not a curated record. The transcript has a single exon. Gene Ontology annotation, molecular function: transcription corepressor activity; metal ion binding. Gene Ontology annotation, biological process: regulation of transcription by RNA polymerase II. NCBI's taxonomy places the organism in Eukaryota, Metazoa, Chordata, Actinopteri, Pomacentridae.